AUGGCUGCUGCUUCUUCUUAUUCUUCUUCUUUCCAACGGAGCUAUGAUGUGUUCCUGAGCUUUAGAGGAGAAGACACCCGCAAUAACUUCACUGCCCAUCUCUAUGACGUCUUGUGCCGAAAAGGAAUCAACACUUUCAUUGAUAAUGGCAAGCUUGAGAGAGGGCAAGUCAUAUCUCCUGCCCUUGUUGCAGCUAUUCAAAACUCCAUGUUUUCUAUCAUUGUUUUGUCCCAAAAUUAUGCAUCCUCUAAGUGGUGUUUGGAGGAGCUGGUGAAGAUAGUAGAGUGCAGGAAAAGCAGGGAUCAGAGCGUUGUUCCAAUUUUCUACAACGUGGAUCCAUCCGAUGUGAGAAAUCACAGAGGAAAUUUUGGAAAAGCCUUGGCUAAACAUGAAGAAAACUUGGAGAAUAGAGAGAGGGUGCCGAUUUGGAGGGAGGCUCUCACUCAAGUUGCAAAUUUAUCUGGUUGGGAUUCAAGGAAUAAGAAUGAACCUCUACUUAUCAAGGAAAUUGUUAAGGAUAUUUUGAAUAAAUUGAUAAUUACACGCAGCAGUGAUAAUGAGAAUUUGGUUGGAAUGGAUGCCCGCAUACAAGAAAUGGAAAUGCUAUUAUCCUUGGAGUCAGAUGAUGUUAGGAUGGUAGGAAUUUGGGGCAUGGGCGGAAUAGGGAAAACAACCCUUGUCAAAGCUAUUUAUAGCCGAUUCUGCUAUGAUUUUGAAGGUUGCUCCUUUCUUGAAAAUGUUGCAGAGAAUUACAAAAUGAAUCGUGAUUUAAUCAGGUUGCAAAAGAAACUUCUUUCUCAUCUAUUGCAGGAAGAAAAUCUAAAUAUGGAAGGACUCACAUCUAUAAAGGAAAGAUUGCAGUCAAAAAAGGUUCUUAUUAUUCUUGAUAAUGUGAAUGAUCUAACAAUAUUGGAUUUCUUAGUCGGAAAUCAGAAUUGGUUCGGUCAAGGAAGUAGAAUUGUCAUAACGACCAGGGAUAAACGUUUGUUAUUGUCGCAUAAAGUCUAUCCUUAUGAGGUUCCCAAAUUCAGUGGUGAUGAAGCUCUUGAGUUCCUUACACAUUAUUCAUUAAAACAUGAACUUGAUAGAGAUGAUUUCAAGGAGCUUUCAAGAGCUCUAAUGUGCUAUGCUCAAGGCCUUCCAUUGGCUCUUAAGGUUUUGGGUUCUUUUUUAUUUAGCAUGACCAAAGAAGAAUGGAGAAAUCAAUUAGACAAAUUGAAAAGUACUCCUAAUAUGAAAAUUUAUGAAGUACUUAAAAUAAGUUAUGAUGGGUUAGAUGAUAAGGAGAAGAAUAUAUUUUUGGAUAUUGCAUGUUUCUUUAAAGGAGAGGAUAAAGAAUAUGUAGUAGAAAUACUAGAUGGUUGCGGAUUCUUCUCACUUAGUGGAAUACGAGCUCUUAUUGAUAAGUCACUCAUAACUAUUUCUUCAAAUAAGUUGAUGAUGCAUGACUUAAUAGAAGAAAUGGGUAGGGAAAUUGUUCGUGAACAAUCCCUUGAAGAUCCUGGUAAACGCAGUAGAUUAUGGUUCCCUGAAGAUAUCUAUGAUGUUCUUGGAAAAUUGAAAUUCAUGGAUCUCAGUCACUCCAAGUACUUAAUAGAAACUCCAAAUUUCUCGGGAGUCACCAACCUCAAACGGUUUAUGCUCUUUAACAAGGCUAAACCUAAGUUAUUGUAA
Vitis riparia (riverbank grape) is the source of this 1674-nucleotide messenger RNA. Its product is annotated as disease resistance protein RPV1-like. NCBI's taxonomy places the organism in Eukaryota, Viridiplantae, Streptophyta, Magnoliopsida, Vitales, Vitaceae. The coding region runs from base 1 to 1674 and encodes 557 amino acids. Gene Ontology annotation, molecular function: ADP binding. Gene Ontology annotation, biological process: defense response; signal transduction. The record is from RefSeq and is a predicted model, not a curated record. The transcript is spliced from 4 exons.